Messenger RNA from Pantherophis guttatus, 6743 nucleotides. RefSeq names its product glutamate ionotropic receptor kainate type subunit 3 (gene GRIK3). The record is from RefSeq and is a predicted model, not a curated record. Gene Ontology annotation, cellular component: membrane. Lineage: Eukaryota; Metazoa; Chordata; Lepidosauria; Squamata; Colubridae. Gene Ontology annotation, biological process: monoatomic ion transport. Gene Ontology annotation, molecular function: signaling receptor activity; ligand-gated monoatomic ion channel activity.
GCGCGGGUGCCUGAGGCGCCGCGGACAGGGAAGCCGAGCCGGGCGUGGCAGGGCAGGCGGGGCGGCGGCGGCGUUCCGGUUGCUCCGUCCUCUUCGCAUCCCGCGCCGGAGCCACUACGAUGCUCCCCGCUGCGUCGGGCGCAGCCAGCCCCGAGUCGGACGCGCCUCUGCCGCCGCGCCCAGCCGCCGGGCGCCCCAUCCUCGCCGGAGGUCCAGCCGGAGCCGGAGCCUGAGCCGGGCACGCUCGGCCGCGCCUCGCCCGCCUCCUGCCCAGGAUGCUGACCUGCUGCCUUGCCCCGCGCCCGCUGCUGGCCCGCUCCUGCGCCUCCGCCGCCGCCGCCGCCGCCCUGCUCGGAAUCCUUUGGCUGCACGCCUGCCGCGGCAUGCCCCAUGUCAUCCGCAUCGGAGGAAUCUUUGAAUAUGCUGAUGGUCCAAAUGCCCAGGUAAUGAACGCCGAGGAACAAGCAUUCCGAUUCUCAGCCAAUAUCAUCAACAGGAAUAGAACUUUGUUACCCAACACAACCUUAACCUAUGAUAUCCAGAGGAUACACUUCCACGAUAGCUUUGAAGCCACUAAGAAAGCCUGUGACCAGCUUGCCCUGGGCGUUGUAGCUAUUUUUGGGCCUUCUCAGGGCUCAUGCACCAAUGCGGUCCAGUCCAUCUGCAAUGCGCUGGAGGUUCCUCACAUACAGCUGCGGUGGAAGCAUCACCCUUUGGACAAUAAGGACACCUUCUAUGUCAAUCUCUACCCGGAUUAUGCCUCUCUCAGCCAUGCCAUCUUGGACCUUGUACAGUACCUGAAGUGGAGGUCGGCCACUGUGGUGUACGAUGACAGCACAGGCCUUAUUCGGCUGCAGGAGUUGAUUAUGGCUCCAUCCAGAUACAACAUCCGUUUGAAAAUCCGCCAGUUGCCCCUCGACACAGAAGAUUCCCGGCCUCUGCUAAAGGAGAUGAAACGAGGAAGAGAGUUCCGUAUCAUCUUUGACUGCACUCACACAAUGGCUGUGCAUAUCCUCAAGCAGGCCAUGGCGAUGGGGAUGAUGACAGAAUACUACCACUUCAUCUUCACCACACUGGAUCUGUAUGCACUCGAUCUUGAGCAAUAUCGCUACUCUGGAGUAAACCUGACCGGCUUCCGCAUCUUGAACGUGGAUAAUCCUCAUGUGUCUGCCAUAAUUGAUAAGUGGUCCAUGGAGAGGUUGCAGACGGCCCCCAAACCUGAACCUGGAUUGAUUGCAGGGGUCAUGAUGACAGACGCUGCCCUGUUAUAUGAUGCUGUCCACAUAGUCUCUGUGUGUUACCAACGGGCCCCUCAGAUGACGGUCAACUCUCUUCAGUGCCAUCGACACAAAGCCUGGCGAUUUGGUGGGCGCUUUAUGAAUUUUAUCAAAGAGGCACAGUGGGAGGGCUUAACGGGACGAAUUGCCUUCAACAAAACCAGCGGGCUCAGAACUGACUUUGACCUGGACAUCAUCAGCCUCAAGGAAGAUGGGCUGGAAAAGGUUGGAGUGUGGAGCCCCUCAGAUGGGCUGAACAUCACUGAAAUCACCCGAAGGCAGGGGCCCAACGUGACAGAUUCCCUGACCAAUCGAUCUUUGGUGGUCACCACAGUUCUGGAAGAGCCAUUUGUCAUGUUUGCAAAGUCGGACAUGGUUCUAUCUGGGAACAGGCGUUUUGAAGGCUACUGCGUGGAUCUCCUCUCAGAAGUCUCCCGCAUCCUUGGCUUCUCCUAUGAGAUUCGACUGGUGGAGGAUGGGAAGUACGGAGCCCAAGAUGAGAAGGGCCAGUGGAAUGGCAUGAUAAGGGAACUGAUUGACCACAAAGCUGAUCUGGCAGUCGCUCCCCUCACCAUCACCCACAUUCGGGAGAAAGUGAUUGACUUCUCCAAGCCCUUCAUGACUCUUGGAAUCAGCAUUCUCUACCGAAAGGCCAAUGGAACCAACCCCAGUGUCUUCUCCUUCCUGAACCCAUUGUCUCCUGACAUUUGGAUGUACAUCCUCCUUGCUUACCUGGGAGUUAGCUGUGUGCUUUUUGUGAUUGCCAGGUUCAGCCCUUACGAAUGGUAUGAUGCUCAUCCAUGCAACCCUGGGUCAGACAUUGUCGAGAACAACUUCACCCUCCUCAACAGUUUCUGGUUUGGAAUGGGAGCCCUGAUGCAGCAAGGCUCUGAGCUGAUGCCCAAAGCUCUGUCCACUCGGAUCAUUGGGGGAAUUUGGUGGUUUUUCACCCUCAUAAUCAUCUCUUCCUACACGGCAAACUUAGCUGCCUUCUUGACGGUGGAGAGGAUGGAGUCCCCCAUUGGCUCUGCAGAUGAUUUGGCCAAGCAGACCAAAAUUGAAUAUGGAGCAGUCAAGGACGGAGCCACCAUGAUCUUCUUCAAGAAGUCCAAGAUCUCUACUUUUGAAAAAAUGUGGGCCUUCAUGAGCAGCAAACCCUCGGCUCUUGUGAAGAACAACGAAGAAGGGAUCCAGCGUGCCCUGACUUCUGAUUAUGCUCUGCUGAUGGAAUCCACCACCAUUGAGUACAUCACCCAACGAAACUGCAACCUAACCCAGAUUGGGGGACUGAUCGAUUCCAAGGGCUAUGGGAUUGGCACUCCCAUGGGUUCGCCAUACCGAGACAAGAUCACCAUCGCGAUCCUCCAGCUUCAGGAAGAAGCAAAGCUGCACGCCAUGAAGGAGAAGUGGUGGCGAAGCAAUGGCUGCCCAGAAGAGGAGAGCAAGGAAGCCAGUGCCCUCGGCAUUCAAAACAUCGGUGGGCUCUUCAUUGUCCUGGCUGCUGGUCUCAUCCUCUCGGUCUUCGUAGCCACCGUGGAGUUCAUCUACAAGCUGCGCAAGACAGCCGAGCGGGAGCAGCGGUCCUUCUGCAGCGCCAUGGCUGAGGAGAUUCGGCUGUCCCUCACCUGCCAGCAGCGCACAAAGCACAAAGCCCAACCUCCCCUCAUGGUGAAGACCGAUGCCGUCAUCAACAUGCACACGUUCAACAACCGGCGGCUUCCCAGCAAAGACAACCUGGCCUGUAACACGGGGUUGACCCCUGCCUUCCCCUAGCCAGCAGAGGGGUGAGGACUGGGGCGCUGAGGAAAAGGCUCCCUGAGAAGCAGCCCACUGAGCAGGAGACCUGUGGAAGGAUGGACCCCCAGCAGGUGGCCCCACUUCUGCAGCCAGGGGCCUUAUUCUUCCCUUGCAGGCCUCGCAACAGCUAGCCCCCCAUUCCUCACCCGGACACCUCCAAGAGUCUCGAUGUUUACAUAUCAAGAAAAUGUAAAAGACAAAGCAGACACCUCCCUCCAUCUGAGAUCUCGGAUCCCACUCUUUGGAUUAAGUAUGGCAAUAAGCAAGAGGGCCUUGGGUCAGGAGGUACAUGGAGCCCCACAUGGACCAAUGGAGCAGAGGUGGGGGGGAUGAGGGCAAUGGAGGGGUCCUGGCCAGAGCAACCACCCUUGCUGGGAGGAGCAGAAGUGUUUUGUUUUGUUUUUUACUCCCUGCUGGGCUGAACAAUGGUUCCUCAGGAAGAACCGCCUUGGCAUGGCAUGUAGGGUGAUGGUGAUGCUACGGGAGCCCUCCCUUCUUCAGAUGGCAGAUGUGGGGCUCCCUCAGCUGUCAGGAGAUACAACAAGAAGGCGACAGAGCACACCAUGGCAGAUCAACAUGGUCCUGCCACCCUGGAGAGGAAUUCUCUUUGCCAGGCUCUGCUCAAUCCAGUCACCAGAUUCAGCUGGACAGAGUUCCCAGGAAAGAAACACGCCAACGUCUGCAAAUAGGAAGCAAUGACAAUGUGGCUUUGUGGGGGGUGAACAGGGGACAAAGUUGGGCAUUUGAGAGCUGUAUGACCUAGUGACAUUCCAUACAUGUGGACGGACAUUCCCCCAUGCUGGCAGCAGUGGCAAAGCCUGUGGCCGAAAUGAAUGCAUGGAUGCUCCUGGUUAGCCACUCUGUGUACAAAAGUGCCAUGGUGCCCAAGGAUACAUUUCCAAGUAAGGUCCCAGGUAAUUUCCCAAUAUCUGAGGGGCUGUCACAGAGAAGAGGGGGUCAGCCUAUUCUCCAAAGCACCUGAGGGCAGGACAAGAGGCAACGGAUGGGAAUUUAUCAAGGUGAUCCAACCUAGACUUGGAGUUGCCAGAAGGGUUCUCCUUGUUGUCCCUAGCUCUUCCCAAAGGAUGAAAUUAUUCCAAAGCUUGGCCUUGACCAGGCACCACAGAGAGCACAUGGUUUGCAUUUUUCUUCCAACCAGAGUUUUUCUCUCCCGAUGACCAAAGACCAUCGCCACCUGCCAUUUGGAAGGAGCCAGAGGUGGGGCUGCUCUUCCCCACCCUCCUCUUUCUAGAAUUGCCAGGUGUAGAUUCUGUGCCAUCCCUUGGCCUGGGAAGUUACUGGUAGAUAAAAGGCUGAUGGUGUAGUGGCAGCCAGAGCCAGAUGACACAUUUUUAUCCAACAUCAGCAUUUAGCAUCAGCAUCUUUGGCUAAGCUUGCCACAUUUCUGGAACGGGUACUUUUCCAAGCUGAAAGCAGUUCAAGAAAAACAUGCCCGGGAACACGUAGCUUCCCUCCAUCAUUCUGAAUCUUGGCAUCAGUGGAUGGCCAGAGUGGCAAGAGGGAGAAGGCUGUUUCAAGGCUGUCCUCUAAAGUGCCUUUUGAGAGCUGUCCCCUUGGCCUCUUCCACAGCCAUCCGGCUGCUUCAACAAGGUCACCCAAGAGAUCUGGGCACAACAGGUUCAGCUGGCCCAUUAGCAGCAGAAGCAGAGCUUGGCCUGGAGACUCAUCAAGAGUUGUGUGGAAUCCUUGAUACUCUCAGAGCCUGUUUGUUUGCUUGCAGACACUUUAUUGCCCUACUAGGUAGCAUCAUCAGUGCUACUGAGUGUGGGUUGGCUCCCUGUUGAUGUACGACAGCUUGCUGAGUAACACCAACAGUCCUUUAUCCUUUUCCUGCUCCUCCAGCAAAGGCCUAGCAUGCGAGGCUGCAACCAGAGAGACAUUGUAACCCAGGGGUUCAAGUGUGGGGCUGAGCUGGGUCCAGCUUCUUUGGGAAACAACAGGCUAGAAGAGAGUUCGAACAUAACUGCAGCCCAGGGAAGGAUUUCAGUACGCCCUUCCCAUCUCAUUUCAGCUCCAAGCAGCUGCUUUGUGAUGAGAAGCUGGUGGAGAAAAUAUUCUCAGCCACUUCCUAUCUUGGGUUACUUAUAUCAGCAGUGAUGGCAGGAGAUAGUAAAAGGGAGCCAAGAGUUUGGAAAUAUUUCUCAAGGUGUUCAGUCACAUCCUGAAAGAGAAGAUAUUUGAUUAGGAGAACAUUAAAUGUUUUAGCUCAUUUUAAACAGGGCCCCUUGGGACCUUGAAAAAAGAAAAUGGAAUGGGGGAUUCUCCGUCCUAUAAGGAGGGUCUUAAGGCAGAAGAGGAGGGAUGCUCCUUAGCUUAAUCCACUCUCCCCGCAGAGUCCUUUUUGUACAGCAUUGAAUGUGAUGAUAAGUAAAGCCAGUUUUGUGUAUCCAUUUCAUUUACUCAUUUUUAAUUACCAAUUCGUUUCUCCCGCUCCAAGAAACACUAAUGGUUUAAUACAUCAGAAACAAGCUGUUUUAGUUAUCACAGAAUCCUUUCAAAAGUCAGGAGUUCCUCUCUUUGUUUUGUGUUUUGGUUUGGCCAAGUUUCACUAGUCUGGAAGAGCUCCCUUAAUCUGAUCUCUGAAUUGUAGGUGAAAUGGACUCCUUUUCUUUUCAGUUUUAAGCAUGGCAGCAAGCUCUUUUUUCCUUUCUGUUGUCUUUCAUCCUUCCCAACCAGUCUGCUUAUGCAAUUCUUUUCAUUUUGUGUGUAACGAUAAAGAGGAGGCUUCCAAAGGCUGAACUUGGAGGAAAGGCCAUCAGAAGAGGUCACCUGCCCACUGAGGGAGACCAGGCAUCUGAAUCAACAACCGGUUCUCUUUUUUUCAGCUUUCUGGGAAGAACUAAAAGUAAACGUGAGGUAUAUCUGAAGACCAUGUUUCUUACACAAAGUGGUGCUGGCUGAAUGUGCACAGAGAGCCGUGGAAAUGGUUGAGGUGGCUGUUCCUUCAUUAGAGCAACUGAGCUUUUCCACAGCUGAGACCCAGGCCAGGGCAGUGCCCUGGAAGCCUAAGAUAGCCCAGCUGCUUCCCUGGCAGCCAGCAAAUGCUGACCCACCAGACCAGAUGUAUAAGGCCCUCUGUCACCUUCAACAUCUUGGCUAGAGGAAGACCAAACAGCUUUGACUUUGGACAUUGAGCUGUUGGUCUACCACAAAAGUUGCUGUGCAAGGCCAGUUGCAAAAGUCCACAUGCUCCAAACUCACAACCACGCAACUCAUUCUUUAUCCUUAGCAGGGCUUCUUUGGCUCUCGAACAAUAUCUCUGCACAAAAAGAGUCUAUUUGCAGUGAUUUUGGGGAUGGCAACUGAACUGCCCUUCCAUCCUCUCUCUCUCUGGACUGAUUUCCUAACAACAGCCACAGAACUGGUCUCUGUGACAUUCAGGGGAAAAAUUCCUUUGUGGACAUGCAGAAAUUUCUAUAAAUUUAGUUUUUUGUAAACAUUUUGUAAGAAUUUUGGUUUCAUAGUAACUGUGUUACUUGCAGAUCAUUCUAGGCAGAUGUAAAUAGAAUUUCAAAAAAGAACUAAAGUUUUAAAACAAACAAAAAUGAUUAUUUUCCUUUUUAAGACACUGUGAUAUAUCAAGUGCACAGUUUUGCUGUAUGCGGUAACAUUGUUAAAAUUUUAAAUAAAACAUUUCUACAAAAGAAA